AUGGCGGCUAGAGGGUUUCCCACAAUCAAGACCAUCCGGUCCUUCGUUAUUGGCGGGGUUGGGUCGGGUGGUGACUACCACAAUGUAAAAGGGGGGCAUUGGUUAAUCGAUUCGCCGAUCUCAACGCCCUGCUCCCAAUGGGAAAAGUACCGAGCUUCCCGCACAAGUUGGGGCAUCAACGUUCUGGGUUCCUUCUUUGUUGAGAUCGAGGCCAGCGAUGGUACGAUUGGGUUUGCCACUGGGUUCGGAGGACCCCCGGCAUGCUGGCUUGUCCACCAGCACUUUGAGCGCUUCCUCAUCGGCGCUGACCCCCGCAACACGAACCACCUCUUCGAACAAAUGUACCGCGCCUCCAUGUUUUACGGCCGCAAGGGCCUCCCGGUCGCCGUCAUCUCAGUCAUCGACUUGGCUCUCUGGGAUUUGCUGGGCAAGAUCCGUGGCGAGCCCGUCUACAAACUAAUCGGCGGUAACACGAAGGACCGCAUCAACUUCUACUGCACCGGCCCCGAGCCAACCGCAGCGAAAGCCAUGGGGUUCUGGGGCGCCAAGGUGCCUCUCCCAUACUGUCCCGAAGAAGGCCACGCCGGUCUCAAAAAGAAUGUCGAGUUCCUCCGCAAACAUCGGGAGUCUGUCGGUCCGGAUUUCCCGCUCAUGGUCGACUGCUACAUGUCACUAAAUGUGCCUUACACCAUCGAGAUCGCCAAGGCUUGUGAGGACCUCAACAUCAACUGGUGGGAAGAGUGUCUCACUCCCGACGACACCGACGGCUUCGAGCAAAUUAAGCGCGCCCACCCUACCAUCAAGUUCACGACCGGCGAGCACGAAUACUCUCGCUACGGUUUCCGCAAGCUUAUCGAAGGCCGCAACCUCGACAUCAUCCAGCCUGACGUGAUGUGGCUCGGCGGCCUGACCGAGCUUCUGAGGGUUUCGGCCAUGGCGGCGGCGUAUGAUAUCCCCGUCGUGCCACACGCGAGUGGGCCAUACAGCUACCACUUUGUUAUCAGCCAACCGAACACGCCGUUCCAGGAGUACUUGGCCAAUUCGCCCGACGGCAAGAGUGUGUUACCGGUGUUCGGAGAUUUAUUCCUCGACGAGCCGAUCCCGACAAAGGGGUUCCUGACCGCGUCCGAACUGGAUAGACCUGGCUUUGGCUUGACGCUGAACCCGGCGGCUCGGGCGAAGCUGAUUCCAGGGGCUGCGUUGCUAACGUUGCCGAAGAACACGCUACCCUCGCCGGAGGAGGGGAAACCGGCCGAGGAAAAGAAGUGA
Messenger RNA from Dichotomopilus funicola, 1269 nucleotides. RefSeq names its product L-rhamnonate dehydratase. Gene Ontology annotation, biological process: carbohydrate catabolic process. The transcript has 4 exons. Bases 1 to 1269 code for a protein of 422 amino acids. NCBI's taxonomy places the organism in Eukaryota, Fungi, Ascomycota, Sordariomycetes, Sordariales, Chaetomiaceae. The record is from RefSeq and is a predicted model, not a curated record. Gene Ontology annotation, molecular function: L-rhamnonate dehydratase activity; magnesium ion binding.